AUGUCGCGCUGGAACCUCGACAACCCGACCCCAUCGGCCGCCGUCGACCUGGGCUCGCCGUCCCGCUCCCGGCGCUCUCUGACGGCCUCGCAGCAGAGCCAGUUCGCAUCGAGCGUGUUUGGCUCCGUCCCGCAACCCCGGACCGGUCCGGGGGUGGCGGCGCGCGAUCUCGCCGCCCGCAUGCUGGACGGGGCGUGCGAGACAAAGCAGACUGCAUUCGAGUGGCCCGUCCAGCGUGUGCGCGCUCUUCAAGCACAGCUCGAGCAGGCCACAGACGCCGAGGAGGUGCACGACGUGCUCUCCGGCGACGGGUGCUACUUUGACGACUUGGCGUACAAGCUGCACUUAGAGCGCGCGCCCGAUGUGCACCUGACCCCGUUCGACGAGGUCCCUCCCGCCGCUAACGUCGACCCAAAGGUGACUCUGGCAAUCAUAGCGCUGUGGGCCAAGUACAGCGACCUGCCGCCCGACGAGGCGUUUGAGCGCUAUGUCUUCGUCGGGGUGAAGCGGUACGAGAGCGAGGACCAGCGCGAGCUCGGCGAGCCCCGGUGGCUGUGGACGACAAGCGCCAAGACGGAAUUCUCCAAGCGCAACGAGUACUGGGAGGUCACGCUGCCGAGUCUGUCGGAGCUGCUGCGCGACCCGGACGUGGCGGAGAAGGACGCGUUCUCGAUUCGCGUCGUCGUCAAGCAUGCGAGCGAGCCGAGCCUACCGCCCAUGGUUCAUGCCGACCAGCAAUUCAUCUCCCGCCGCGUCACACGCCAAGCCGCCAGCUUCCUCGACAGUGUCCGAACGGGUGACGUGCGCUUCCUCGUUCUCGAGCACGCCCCCGCUCCCGACUCGGACUCACUCGAGCCCCCAGACACCGAGCCGACAAGUGGUGGCAUGGCCCGACGCCGCGUCAUCUACGCCCACAGCGAGUUACUCCAACACACUGAUUACUUCAAGGCUGCGCUCGGCCCCAGCUGGUCCGAGGGCUCUGAUGCAGGCAUUCGCACGCUGAGUGUCGACGAUGCUUCCUUCGGAACGCUGUACUGGGUCCUGCGGUGGCUGUACACGGACGAGAUCCGCUUCGGCCCCGAGCCCGUCCGCACGGUCAUGGAGCAUGUGCGCCUUGACCCGGCCGCCGCCGCUCGCGUGCUGAGGGGAGAAGGGUGGGACUGGACAUCCCUUGACGAGGACGAGCGGCUGCCGCUCGCCAUCGGGCGUACCCCCAGUGCCACCUGUACCCGCCGCCCCAAGUGCGUCCAGCACCGUCCCAUCAAAGUCGACACAGAACCGCCUGAACUCGCCCCCGCCUCCCCCGCCGCCGCAACCCGACACGACACCAAAGAAGCAGGCCCCCUCGAACUUACCCCGCAUCGCAGGCGGAGCGCGGAAGAAGCCCGCCGCCGCGCCGAGUCCACGCGCCUACGCGCCCAGGCGCUCGCACGCGCCGACGCCGACCCGCACGCACACCCGACCCCGCCUCCGCCGCCACCGAGUCCGCUCGCCGCAUUCCUCCUCGCGCACCGGUAUGGGCUCGACGACCUGCAGGUACUCUGCAGAGACACGCUCCUCCGGCAGCUCACGCCCGAUACCUGUGUUGCGAGCCUGCUCGCGACCUAUGCCUUCCCGGAACUGCACGCGGCCAUCCUCGAUUAUGUUAGCGACAACUGGGCCGACGUGACGCAAUCCCCCGAGCUUGAGCGGUGCUACCAGGAAGUCUCGGCUGGUGUAUGGGGCGAGAACCACGGCGGGCAGGUGCUGCUCGGCCUGACGAGGCGGCUGACCGGUAUGACCCUUUGA
Messenger RNA from Trichosporon asahii var. asahii CBS 2479, 1788 nucleotides. RefSeq lists its product as uncharacterized. The record is from RefSeq and is a predicted model, not a curated record. Gene Ontology annotation, biological process: regulation of proteolysis; proteasome-mediated ubiquitin-dependent protein catabolic process. Gene Ontology annotation, molecular function: ubiquitin protein ligase binding. The coding region runs from base 1 to 1788 and encodes 595 amino acids. The transcript has 3 exons. Gene Ontology annotation, cellular component: cytoplasm. Lineage: Eukaryota; Fungi; Basidiomycota; Tremellomycetes; Trichosporonales; Trichosporonaceae.